Drepanopeziza brunnea f. sp. 'multigermtubi' MB_m1 is the source of this 594-nucleotide messenger RNA. RefSeq lists its product as uncharacterized. The record is from RefSeq and is a predicted model, not a curated record. Lineage: Eukaryota; Fungi; Ascomycota; Leotiomycetes; Helotiales; Drepanopezizaceae.
AUGCAAUUCUCAGCCGUCGUCGCCGUCCUCUUCGCCACCUCCGCUCUCGGCGCCCCUACCCCUCCAACCGGCCGCCCCGCCGUCUUCACCGCAACGAGCUACAACAACAUCAGCAUCUCCGGUGGCGUGGCCGGCCAGGCGCAAGCCGAAGCACAAGCCAGACUAGCCGCUGUCAACAUAACCGAUGCCGCAUCCGUGAACCCAGCCGACCUCGACUUCCUCACCUCCGUGAAUGACAUUUGCAACCAAGCCGAACUCGGAGCCUUCAACCCAGCCAUCAUGGCCGCUGCCCCGAACAGCCCCCAGCAGGCCGCCCUGCAAGCCGGCAAGACCAAGAACAAGGUGCUGAAGCUCACCGCCACCAUCAUGACGCUCAACAUCCAGGCCGCGCAGGGCCAGAACGUGACGCAGCGGCUGGCAGACGAGACGGCGAAGCUCAACCUCAACGUCGCGGCCGACAAGGCCGUGGCCGGGAGCGACAGCAUGGCGGUGCAGUUCGAGGCCUUGGCGAGCGCGGACUCGGGCCGGGCGAAGGGUCUCAGGGCGGCGCAGUUGAGUGCUGCUGCUUGCGGACCGACGGCCAGUGAAGACUAA